Messenger RNA from Oryza brachyantha (malo sina), 1773 nucleotides. Its product is annotated as IQ domain-containing protein IQM3. Gene Ontology annotation, molecular function: protein binding. NCBI's taxonomy places the organism in Eukaryota, Viridiplantae, Streptophyta, Magnoliopsida, Poales, Poaceae. The record is from RefSeq and is a predicted model, not a curated record. Bases 88 to 1539 code for a protein of 483 amino acids. The transcript has 9 exons.
UUCGUCCACUCUUCGCAACGCAAGGCUGCACCCAUUUCCACUCGCUCUCUUCUUCCUCUUCCUCCUCCUGCACCUUAAACCUUAAGAAUGAGGGUGGAGGCGGAGAUGGAGACGCCUCCGGCGGGGCUGGAUCGCAUGGACACCGGCUCUUCCUGGGGUGGGAUGAAUCCUCUGGAGGCCGUUUCCUCUCCGGUGGCUGGCGGCGGCGAGGAUGGGGCGGCGACCAAGCUGCAGAAGGUGUACCGGAGCUACCGGACCAGGCGCAAGCUCGCCGACUCGGCCGUCGUCGUCGAGGAGCUCUGGUGGCAAGCGCUGGACUUCGCGCGGCUCAGCCACAGCACCGUCUCCUUCUUCGACGACCCAAAGCCGGAGACGGCCGCGUCGCGCUGGAACCGCGUCAGCAUCAAUGCUUCCAAGGUGGGUCAGGGUUUAUCCAGAGACGGCAAGGCUCUGAAGCUGGCAUUCCAGCACUGGAUCGAGGCUAUUGACCCGCGGCACAGAUAUGGUCACAAUCUGCAUUUCUACUAUGAUGUCUGGUGCCAAAGCCAGGCCGGCGAGCCCUUCUUCUACUGGCUUGAUAUUGGGGAGGGAAAAGAUGUUGACCUUCCUGAGUGUCCCAGAGCUCGGUUGAAGAAGCAAUGCAUAAAAUAUCUUGGUCCGCAAGAGCGUGAGCUCUAUGAAUACGUUGUUACAAAGGGGAAGAUUAUCCAUAAGCACUCCAAAGAACCACUUGAUACAAGCCAAGGUCCUAAAGGGACCAAAUGGAUUUUUGUUAUGAGCACAACAAAGAAACUUUAUGCUGGCAAGAAAGAGAGAGGUGUAUUCCAGCACUCAAGCUUUUUAGCAGGAGGUGCUACCAUAGCUGCUGGAAGGUUUACAGCAGAAAAUGGAGUUAUCAAGUCCAUCUGGGCCUAUAGUGGUCAUUACAAACCAAGUGCAGAGAAUCUUGCCAACUUCAUGAACUUCCUAGAAGAGAAUGGAGUUGAUCUGAAAGAAGUUGAGGUACGCGCAUCCACAACCGAAGACUACUACGAAGAUCCAGUGCCUAAUAAACAGAACCCACUUGCUACUGUCAUGGAAUCCAAGCCUCCACAAUUGAUUCUCCCUCCAAACAUGAUAGAAGAUAGGGCAAACGGACCAUCUUCACAAACUGAAGGCGCUGAAAGCGACAAUAUUCCCAUAGAGAAAGCAAAGCCAACCUACCAAAGAACCUUGUCAGGUGGUCUGAAGAGCCCUAGGGCUGCCGAAGUCCCGCGGGAAGCAAUUCUUGAGAGGGUGAAAUCCAAGGGGGAGUCGAAAUCCUAUCAGCUUGGGCACAAGCUGUCCCUGAAAUGGAGUACUGGGGUUGGUCCAAGGAUUGGAUGUGUGAAGGACUAUCCAAUGGAGCUCAGAAUGCAAGCACUGGAGAUGGUAAACCUGUCGCCGAGGGCGUCGACUCCAUCGCCCUCCUGGAGGCUACCGGCAGGUCUCUCACCCACACCCAACUUACCAACAUCUCCUCUUGGGCCAAUCCAGACAUCACUGCCCCAGCCAAGUUAGAAUAGCUGAUGAGUGUGUAACUAGCAUGCUCAGCAGAGACACCUUUGCAGCAUUGCAGUUAUAAGCUCUUGGUUUAGUACCCAUUGUCAUUGUAGUUCUGCACCUUUAUGCUUGGUGUAGAAUGCAUUGACCAGGGAGUGUCAGGUGCUAGGCUCAUGCCUGGUGCUUUUCAAAUGUUGUGUGGAUCUAUUUAUGCUCGAAUUAAUCAAUAAGAUAGUAAAAUAAAUUCACCAA